Molecule: messenger RNA, 2413 nt
Organism: Carica papaya (papaya)
Lineage: Eukaryota; Viridiplantae; Streptophyta; Magnoliopsida; Brassicales; Caricaceae
Source: RefSeq, a predicted model, not a curated record
UCGUCGCCAACCUCUGAACCUUCACCAACGUUUCUUCUCUUUUCAAACAUACCUUCAAAAAUCUCUCUCUCUGGAUCUUUAUAUCAGAAUCUUAAACUUAGAGGAUUUGAUACUUAAACUUCGUGAUCAUAUAGAUCCUUGCAAUAGUUGCAUUUGCAUUUUAUAUUACAAAACCCUGCUUAAGUUCCUCAAUAAACGGGGUUCAAUUGAGGUUUAAGCAUUCUUUGAUUCCUUUCCGUGUCUAAUAAUCUUCAUUCUCGAUUUCUUGUUCGCCGGAGAAUAGGAAUAGAGAAAAUUAACUUCUCAACAGUUUUGUACAGGAGAAAGAAUAUGUCCAUUGUUUGUUGUUUGUAGUUAUCAGCUUUGCGGUUAAUCAGCUGUAGUUUCUUCAAGUUUUCCACCACUAAAAUCGAAAAAAUCGGAGUCUUCUUCAUUAGGUCGUAACUUUUGGCACGUUUAUAUUUGAAAUGGAAGCAAAAGUGCCGGCGAGGUUUACGCUCGGUAGGCAAUCGUCGUUGGCACCGCAGCGUCAGCUGGAGGAGUCCGAGUUGGAGGACGGUGAGGGAAUGGAUCAAGGGGUGAGAUUAAUGUAUUUGGCCAAUGAGGCUGACCUAGAGGGAAUCAAGGAACUCCUCGAUUCUGGCGUUGAUGUUAACUUUCGCGACAUAGAUAACCGGACGGCGCUCCACGUGGCCGCCUGUCAGGGCUCGAAGAAGGUGGUUCAGCUACUCAUUGAAGGAGGGGCCGACGUUGAUCCCAAAGAUCGCUGGGGCAGCACUCCGCUUGCAGAUGCUAUACAUUAUAAAAACCAUGAAGCAAUCAAGUUCUUGGAGAAACAUGGCGCGAAACCUCUGGUGGCUCCAAUGCAUGUCAACCAUGCUCGUGAAGUCCCAGAAUAUGAAAUUGAUCCUGGUGAACUUGAUUUCACUAAUAGUGUGGAAAUAACUAAGGGAACCUUCCGUAUAGCAUUGUGGCGGGGAAUACAAGUUGCCAUUAAAAAGCUUGGAGAGGAAGUAGUUUCUGAUGAUGAUAAAGUGAGGGCAUUCAGAGAUGAGCUUGCCUUGCUUCAGAGGAUUCGACAUCCAAAUGUUGUGCAAUUUCUUGGUGCUGUAACACAAAGUAGUCCUAUGAUGAUAGUGAUGGAAUACUUACCAAAGGUUUGCAUAUGACUUUGUUUAAUAAUCUGUAGUACUAUUUGCAUCCUUUUGCUACUUAAUGCAUUUAUAAAAUUUUUGUCCCCACUUUCCUGCCUUUCUUUCCUCAACAGAAGAGAAAAUUCUGUUUAUCUUGGAUAUUUUCUCUUUAAUGCAUGUAUUAUAAUUCGUUGGAUUGGACAAUGGUGCAUUUGAUCUAGGAGUGAUUCAUCACCCAAAAACUAACCUUACAUGGACAGGAUUUCCCUUGAGACAAAGUAGCUUGAACAUCUGCCUAGUUACAAUUAUCUGGAUCAUUAGGCAUGCCACUAGACAAUCUCAUCAUUUUGAUCAAUUGUAAGGAAAUAGGAGUUUGAUGUAGCACAAUGGGAUAGUGUUUAGGGAAACAUAAGAAAAUUCAAUCCAAAAAAUAAUAGGGCUUGGCAACAACCACAAUCACAAUGUUGUUAGGCACUCUAUCAAUGAGUGAAUCUCAAUAUAAUUUAGGUUAUCAGCUAAUAACUAUAAUACUAUAGUUAUGUCAACAUGCAUAUAAGAUGUCUAAGAAGCUAAUAUGGUUAGAAUACGUAAAGAAGAAAACAACAUUGUAAGAUUUCCAGUAACCAAAUAAGAAAUAAAAUCCUAAUAAGAUAUAUAACUUUAUACUAGAAGAAAUUUAGUAACUAUUAUGUAGAGUUCUUGCUUCGUUCUUCUCCUCUCCAAAAAGAAACUGAUUCUAACGAGGAAUCAUGUAUAUAUUCUUCAACUAAAUCCAUUAUGUUUAUGAAGUCUUAAAGUAGAUACAUCAUAUGACCAUUUCCUCUCUGUAGGAAUUGUUGAAACCCUCAUUAGUAGAUGUUACGUAUCCUUUGGCCAAAAUAUCUCCAAUAGUGCCUAUUGGCAACAAUGGAAAUGUGGUAGCCUCAAGAACUUGAACAUUUGUAAAAACUUAUGGGCUAACUAUGUUAUUGAUUAGAAUUUUGUAAUGUUUAAUGGGGUAAUUUAGUACUUUUUGGGCCAUCAGCAUCAAUUCUAGAGUUUUUAAGCUCUCCAUUAUGAAGUUGGGGCCCAACAACUCUCUAAAAAUGUUGUUGCUAAAACUUAUUAGUAAUCUGACUUAUAAGCUCCUGAGUGUUUACCAAUACAAAUAAAUUUAAAACACCUUUGGUGAGCUUGUAAGCUCAGACUGAUAAAGAAAUAAGCUAAUUCAAAGACCCUCAAGCUUCUUUAAGUACUUAAUCGAUUCCAAGAAAUAAGCCAUAGAACCUUUUUUUAUAUAA